Messenger RNA from Suillus plorans, 1167 nucleotides. RefSeq lists its product as uncharacterized. The record is from RefSeq and is a predicted model, not a curated record. The coding region runs from base 1 to 1167 and encodes 388 amino acids. The transcript is spliced from 3 exons. NCBI's taxonomy places the organism in Eukaryota, Fungi, Basidiomycota, Agaricomycetes, Boletales, Suillaceae.
AUGUCUCAAGAACAAGAGCCAAGGCCCAAGAAGGCUGCGAAGGCAGUCUGGAACGAAGCAGAGACAGAUGCCCUCAUCACAUACUUGCAUUCGCAACGAUCAAAAAUAGGAGAUGGCGGGAAUUUUAGAUCGCAGGUUUACACUGAGGCUGCGACUGCCAUUGCGCCACACAGGACUCUUGGUCCAACAAAGAUUGCGAGCCACUGUAAGAACAAAUGGCAAUCGUUAAAAAAUCUUUACCAUGUUAUUGAGAACUAUCGCCUCAAGACAUCAGGCACUCAUUGGGACCAUCAGAUUGGAGCUGGCAUUGAGGGGAAGGCUGCGAGUGAUGUGUGGGAUGCAUAUAUGGAGAAAAAGGCAAACCAGGUCAUGCGGCCUUUUCGAAACAUUGGAUGGCAUUCGCACGUACUAAUGCAAGACAUCCUGCCAAGUGGCAGUGGCGCUCGAGGCCGUGCUGCCUAUCACCCAUCUAGGGCCACAGCACCUGCCACCACGGAUGGCUCAUCUGACCGCGAUUCUGCAGCACCCAUGGUACCCAAUAUCGGCACUGGAUCGUUGGAGGAUACCCACAUGGCCGAUGCCCACAUUGAACAAGAGCUUGAUUGGAGGCAUGUGCUACAUGAUGGCCGCAGGCCUACUUCUGGAAGUUCAGACCUCGCUCCCAUUCCUCCUUCCACUCGGACAUCAAGCAUCGGCAAACGCGCACACUCAGAUAUUACCGGCAUGCAUUCACAGUCUAUCAUAGCUCCUUCCUCGACAUUCACCUCAAUAUCGCAGCGAGAGUCAAGCUCCAAGAAACCCAAGAUCUCCAGCCACAGUGUCGCACACAUCAAUUAUCAUUCAGAGGUUAACGAGAGCGGAGGGAGAGGCAUCAAGCCCACCAAUGCCGUCGCAAUGAUAGGCAUGCAAGGCGCCCUCAACCGCCUCACUGAUUCAUUGGUAAAACAGGUGGCUGUUACUGACGAGAGCCGUUCAACUGAGCAACGAGGGCAGGCCAUCCGUAUGUUGAUGGAACAGGAUGAUGACCUGUCGCUGGAAGAUAGAGUCUCACUUAUGAAUGUCUUUCUGAGGAACGCUGCAGUGACUAGCUCUUACAUCGAUGCCACAGACCCAACGUUGCGACGCGCUUUUGUUGUCUCCAUCAUCCAGCAGUAUGCCGCCACUUAG